GCUGUUUGUCGCGAGAGCGAGCGGUGGCUUCCCUCCCACUUAGAUCGUCUCCGCCGGUUGCUGGGAGGGAUCCCUUCUAGCGGGACCAUGUCUUCCAUGGGGACUCUGGCAUUUGACGAAUAUGGCCGUCCCUUCCUCAUCAUCAAGGACCAAGAGCGCAAGUCUCGCCUUAUGGGACUGGAGGCCCUCAAGUCUCACAUAAUGGCGGCAAAGGCUGUGUCAAAUACAAUGAGAACAUCACUUGGACCUAAUGGGCUUGAUAAAAUGAUGGUGGAUAAGGAUGGUGAUGUGACUGUAACCAAUGAUGGUGCCACCAUUUUAAGCAUGAUGGAUGUAGAUCAUCAGAUUGCUAAACUGAUGGUUGAACUUUCCAAAUCACAGGAUGAUGAGAUUGGAGAUGGGACUACAGGAGUAGUGGUUCUGGCUGGUGCUUUGUUAGAAGAAGCUGAACAACUGCUGGAUCGUGGGAUUCACCCAAUCAGAAUAGCAGAUGGUUAUGAGCAGGCUGCUCGAAUUGCCAUUGAACAUUUGGACAAAAUCAGUGAUAGUUUUCCAGUUGAUGUUCACAACACGGAACCUCUCAUCCAGACUGCAAAAACAACUCUUGGUUCUAAAGUAGUUAACAGCUGCCACCAACAAAUGGCUGAAAUUGCUGUAAAUGCUGUCCUGACAGUAGCUGAUAUGGAACGGAGAGAUGUUGACUUUGAGCUAAUCAAAGUAGAAGGCAAAGUAGGAGGAAGACUUGAAGACACUCAGCUUAUUAAGGGAGUAAUUGUGGAUAAGGAUUUUAGUCAUCCACAAAUGCCUAAAGAAGUGAAAAAUGCUAAGAUUGCAAUUCUUACAUGUCCAUUUGAGCCACCCAAGCCAAAAACUAAACAUAAGCUUGAUGUUACAUCUGUAGAAGAUUACAGAGCCCUGCAGAAAUAUGAAAAGGAGAAGUUUGAAGAGAUGAUUGAACAAAUUAAACUCACUGGUGCAAACCUAGCUAUUUGCCAGUGGGGCUUUGAUGAUGAAGCAAAUCAUUUACUCCUUCAGAAUAAGUUGCCUGCUGUCCGUUGGGUAGGGGGACCUGAAAUUGAACUUAUUGCUAUUGCAACGGGAGGGCGCAUUGUUCCACGGUUCUCUGAACUCACACCUGAGAAACUUGGUUUUGCUGGUCUGGUAAAAGAGAUCUCAUUUGGAACAACCAAAGACAAAAUGCUUGUUAUAGAGAAAUGUAAGAACUCCAGGGCUGUGACCAUAUUCAUUAGAGGAGGAAAUAAAAUGAUAAUUGAAGAAGCGAAACGAUCUCUUCAUGAUGCUCUGUGUGUGAUCAGAAACCUAGUUCGUGAUAAUCGUGUGGUGUACGGAGGUGGUGCAGCUGAAAUAUCUUGUGCUUUGGCAGUUAGUGAAGAAGCUGAUAAGUGUCCUUCCUUGGAGCAGUAUGCAAUGAGAGCUUUUGCAGAUGCAUUAGAAGUCAUUCCCAUGGCCCUUUCUGAAAAUAGUGGUAUGAAUCCCAUCCAAACUAUGACCGAUGUACGAGCCAGACAAGUAAAAGAAAUGAAUCCUGCCCUUGGUAUUGACUGCUUGCACAAGGGUACAAAUGAUAUGAAACAACAACAUGUCAUAGAAACUUUGAUUGGCAAAAAACAACAGAUUUCGCUUGCAACACAAAUGGUCAGGAUGAUUCUGAAGAUUGAUGAUAUCCGCAAACCAGGAGAAUCUGAAGAAUGAAAACUUAAGUUGGAACAAAAUGUAGUAAAGCUACUGCUGUGAUUAAAUAAACAGGAAUCGUGUUGCAACCACAGCUAUUUAUUAUUUUUCCCUUUUUUGACAUUGUAAUUGCUGUGUUCAAAAGACAAUAAUAAAUUAGCUGUUUAACCAUA
This is a messenger RNA of Vombatus ursinus (common wombat), 1865 nucleotides long. It is a transcript of the gene CCT5, whose product is annotated as chaperonin containing TCP1 subunit 5. Bases 88 to 1713 code for a protein of 541 amino acids. The record is from RefSeq and is a predicted model, not a curated record. The transcript has 11 exons. Gene Ontology annotation, cellular component: chaperonin-containing T-complex. Gene Ontology annotation, biological process: protein folding. Gene Ontology annotation, molecular function: ATP binding; ATP hydrolysis activity; ATP-dependent protein folding chaperone. Lineage: Eukaryota; Metazoa; Chordata; Mammalia; Diprotodontia; Vombatidae.